AUGCGUUCCGCGAUCUUCCUCGCCCUGUCCGUUGCGGGUGCAGCGAUCGCCGGCUCCACCAACCAGACGACUACCGAGACACCGCACACGCGCAAGUACUUCUACGCCGGCGGCCACUAUGUAGCCGACAGCGACGGCGACCACACCCGCACCGACCAGAUCUACGUCGAGCAAUUGACCCCGGUCGGUGGCGCAACCAAGGCGAACCCCAUCGUCUUCAUCCACGGCCAGGCGCAGACCGGCACGAACUGGCUGAAUAAAGCCGACGGCAGCCCUGGAUGGUCGUCGUACUUCCUUGGCCAGGGCUACCAAGUCUUCAUCGUCGACCAGACUUACCGCGGCCGCUCGCCGACAACGCCGGGGCUCAAGACGUCGGCCUACUCGGCCGAGGUGCUCCAGCAGCGCUUCACCGCGCCCAAGCAGUACAUGCUGUGGCCCCAGGCCGCCGCCCACACCCAGUGGCCCGGCAACGGCACCCAGGGCGACGCCUACUUCGACGACUACUACGCUUCGACUGUGCCCUUCUACAAGGGCGAGGCCGCCGUGCAGCAGACGACGUUCCAGAGCGCCGGCGCCGCCCUGCUCGACCGCAUCGGCGUGCCCGCCGUGCUCGUCGCCCACUCGCAGGGCGGCCUGAUGCCGUGGCUGCUCGCCGACGUGCGUCCCGACCUGGUCAGGAGCAUCGUCUCCCUCGAGCCCACCGGUCCGCCCUUCCGCGAGGCCGUCUUCUCCACCACCGAGUCGCGCGCCUACGGCCUGACCGACGCGCCCUUGACCUACGACCCCCCCGUGUCCGACCCCGCCGUCGACCUCGUGCAGCACGUCACCCGCGGCAACGCCACGGCCGGCAUCUCCGACUGCGUGCUGCAGUCGCCCAACAGCACGGUGCGCAGGCUGGUGAACCUGGAGAAGAUCCCGACCGUGGUGCUGACCACCGAGGCGAGCUACCACGUCCCGUACGACUGGUGCACUGUCAAGUUCCUCCAACAGGCCGGUGUCCCGACCGAUCAUCUGUUCCUCCCCAACAUUGGAAUAACAGGCAAUGCCCACAUGCUCUUCCUAGAGAAGAACUCGGACGAGACUGCUGCUGCCAUCAAUGACUGGAUCGUCAGUCAUUAA
Molecule: messenger RNA, 1119 nt
Organism: Diplodia corticola
Lineage: Eukaryota; Fungi; Ascomycota; Dothideomycetes; Botryosphaeriales; Botryosphaeriaceae
Product: alpha beta-hydrolase
Exons: 2
Coding region: 1-1119 (372 amino acids)
Source: RefSeq, a predicted model, not a curated record